CAUUUACCGCCGGGGGAGGUUAUAAAAGCCUCGGGUUGCCAGGACGGUGGCCAGACAGCUCCCGAGCUGGGCUGGAGAGAAGAAAAGGCAGCAGGAGCAACAGCAGAGGGAGAGCGGACGGCGGCGGCGGAUUUCUGCAUUUGCAAUCGCCGACGGUGGAAGCCAAACCGUCCUCCCAGCCCGGGCAGGGAACGGACCCGCUCGGCUCCGAGGAAGCAGCCGCAGGUUCGGAUCUAGAGCGUCGGUCAGCACCAGUGCAGCUAUGAGAUCGAGGCUCCUGCUGGCGGUGGCCCACCUGCCCCCCAUCAGCGAACUGGCGGAGGAACUGGCUUUGGGAGCGGCGUGCGCCAAGCGGGGUGAGCCCCCCGGAGACCCGCUGGCCUCCCGCGGCCUGGACGAAUACGUGCUGUCCAUCCGCCGGCUGGCGCAGCCCACCUCGGGCCCCGAGGAGGCUGCGGGCGGCCCGGUGAGGCCGGCCCGGGCCCACAGGACCAGGGGGAAGGCUCCGGCCUGCACGGCCUCCCCCAGGCCCGGCGAGAAGCCCCUUCCACCCCCGGCCCGGGCCGGCGUGGCUCCGCUGGCCGCACGGGGCCUUCCCGCCCUGACUCCGGCCGGUGGCGUCAACCCUUUGGACUGGCUCUUCGGGGAGUGGAGGCCGAAGCGGCCGGCCGGGAGGGACGGUCGGCGGAGGAGCGGUGUGGCCUUCGGACGCGUGGAGUCGGCCAAGGCCAGGGGCGGCCUCGAGGUCCAGCUCUGCGGGCCGAGGGGGUCCGGCGGACCGGGGGCCGAGAGGCGGACCACGGCCUCCGACCUCCACACGGUCCCGGGAUUCUCCGGCACCAGCCCCCAGGCCAGGAUAACCCACGCUGGCCACGCUCACCUGCCGGUCAUUUAUGAACUAUGACCCUUCCCCAAUCCUCACCCCCCUCCUCCCUAAUAAACGCCU
This is a messenger RNA of Tachyglossus aculeatus (Australian echidna), 946 nucleotides long. RefSeq names its product DEPP1 autophagy regulator (gene DEPP1). The transcript is spliced from 2 exons. Gene Ontology annotation, biological process: regulation of autophagy. Bases 263 to 904 code for a protein of 213 amino acids. Lineage: Eukaryota; Metazoa; Chordata; Mammalia; Monotremata; Tachyglossidae. Gene Ontology annotation, cellular component: mitochondrion. The record is from RefSeq and is a predicted model, not a curated record.